AUGGUCAAGGAGACUAAGCUCUACGAUUCGUUAGGCAUAUCAAGUUCCGCGACGCAAGAUGAGAUCAAAAAAGCCUAUCGUAAAGCGGCGCUGAAAUGGCAUCCCGACAAAAACAAAGACAAUCCGUCCGCCUCCGAGAAGUUCAAAGAGGUCUCGCAAGCCUACGAAAUCCUAUCCGACCCCGAAAAGCGAAAGACAUAUGACCAGUACGGCCUCGAAUUCCUGCUGCGGGGUGGGGCUCCUCCGCCAGAGGGCGGCGCUGGCUUCGACGGCGGCAAUCCGUUUGAGGGAGCCGGCGGAGGCUUUCCCUUCACAUCGGCGGGCGGCAUGCCCGGCGGCACGCGGACAUUCCACUUCAACACUGGCGGCGGAGGCGGCGCGGGCGGCUUCAACUUCUCCAACGCCGAGAACAUAUUCGCUGAGUUUAUGCGCGGGCAAGGAGGUGGCGUGUUCGAUGAAGACGAUGGCGGCUUCGGUAGCUUCGGCAUGGGAGGCAUGCCGGGAGGACUUGGUGGAGGCUCGAAGAGGAGAGGCCCUGGUGGACCGCGAUUUGAGGGUGGGAGGAGAGCGCCGGCGCCGGAAGUUACGGUUGUGGAGAAGCCUCUACCGGUAUCGCUUGAGGAACUGUUCAAUGGCACAACAAAGAAGAUGAAGAUCAAGCGUAAGACAUACGAUCAGGCGACCGGGAAGCAGAGCACGCAGGAUCGGAUUCUCGAAGUGCCUAUCAAGAAGGGCCUGAAGGCCGGCAGCAAGAUCAAGUUUUCGGAUGUUGGCGACCAAGUCGAAGGAGGCACGCAGGACCUGCACUUCAUUGUAUCAGAGAAAGCACAUCCCCUCUUCACCCGCGAAGGCGACGACAUCAAGCACGUCAUCGACCUCGACCUCAAGGAAGCCCUGACCGGCUGGCAACGAACCGUACAAACAAUCGACGGAAAGCAAGUCGCCGUCCGCAGCGGCGGCCCCACCGGACCCGACUUCAUAGAGCGCUUCCCCAGCCUCGGCAUGCCCAAGAGCAAGAAGCCCAAUGAGCGCGGCGACUUCGUUGUCGGCGUGCGCAUCAAGUUCCCGAAGUCGCUCACGGGACAUCAAAAAGAGCAGCUCAAGCAGAUUCUGUGA
Molecule: messenger RNA, 1116 nt
Organism: Paraphaeosphaeria sporulosa
Lineage: Eukaryota; Fungi; Ascomycota; Dothideomycetes; Pleosporales; Didymosphaeriaceae
Product: DnaJ-domain-containing protein
Exons: 4
Coding region: 1-1116 (371 amino acids)
Biological process (GO): translational initiation
Cellular component (GO): cytosol
Molecular function (GO): protein-folding chaperone binding
Source: RefSeq, a predicted model, not a curated record